UGGGCCGAGGAAUGCACUACCAAGAGUCGAAUGAGAUAAUUCAGAGUCUGGAAAACUUAAACUCUGAGAUUCGAGAGAUCUGGGAGGUGCUGAACAAACAACAGAAGGAAGGAACCCUCAGGAGCGCCCUGCCGCCGCCGCCGCUGGUGUACCCGGAGCUGGGCUGGCCGCCGCUGGCCGGGGCGCGGGUGCCGGCCUUCCGCCCUCCGUACGCGGGCGCGGGCGAGCAGUCGCUGGUGGAGCGCACGCGCAGCCUGCGCGAGUGGCUGCGCCAGGCACGCAUCGACACGGCCGACCUCGUCAGCCCGCCCCAGGCCUCGCUCUAA
Molecule: messenger RNA, 326 nt
Organism: Gryllus bimaculatus (two-spotted cricket)
Lineage: Eukaryota; Metazoa; Arthropoda; Insecta; Orthoptera; Gryllidae
Source: the annotation of a GenBank genome assembly